AACUUUAAAAAUAGUGAUUAGUGAGAGAAAGAAGAAACUGCUACGAUACUACGAUGAUUUAAUAUUUUCUAAUUUCAUGAAUUAGAUAUGUAUAUUAUAUAGAAACGAGUUUAAAUACAGCUACGAGAAAUGGACGAAAACGAUUUCUUUAGACAGACAGUCCAACACUUAGCGAGAUGUCUUUCAUCCUUGAAUCCAACACCUUGGGAAAAGGUGAACACAUUAUUUAUGUUAUGUCCUCAAGUCAGCUCACCAUUUGUGGUAACUCCAAGGAGCCAGGAAGCUAGCAUAGCACUUGGUCUUUACUUCCUUCAGAGUGGAUUGCAACAUCAAGAAAAACUCUUGCCUUAUUUUCUAAAAGUAUUAAAAUGUCUUACAAAUGCACAAUUCCAGGAACCUAUGUGUAGAAUUAAGUCUGGUGAUCGGAUCCCUAUGUCUGAGAAAUUCAGUUUCUGUUUAAAUACACUUCUCUCAGAUGUUGCAUCAAAAAACCCAUCUCUACGUGAAGAAAUCAUCACUGCUCAAAUAGAGCUUAUGUCAAAUCUCACUAAAAUUGUAAUCACAUGUUUUGAAAGUAAAGAUUACAAUAAUACAUCAAAACUUCAGUUAUGUAAGAGUACAGUGCCAAUUCUUAUAGGACUUGCAAGGUCUAUGGGUAGAUAUCCAACUGUUGAACCAUCUUUACUAUGCAGAUUAUUCCCGCAACCUAGCAGUCCAGUUCGAUCUAAAGAACCAGAACCUAACUUUGAAUAUGCUACAUUAGAUAAGAAGAGACGGUUUAACCAAUUCCGACCAAUUAUUCCUCGAUCUUUAUCUGGAAAUUUAAAUCCAAAUACAGAGACAAUAAUAGAAAAUGGUUCAGAUACAGUUGACAGUGGUCGUGGGACUCUAAAGAGAAGUUCUUUACAAAGCUAUCACUCGGUACCUUAUGACCCUACUACAUAUUUCUUUCAUAAGUUUGGAUCUAGUUUUAACCAGUUUCCAUACAUGAGAUUUCCUGAAUCUCCAGAAAAGAGGAUUGGUGUUCCAUUUUAUGUAACAUAUCUACAGUCAAUUUUAUCAUUAGCAAAGAAAUUGUUGACAAGAGAUUUAUUAGCAUUUUUGGAUGAGGAGGCAGAAGAUAUUCAUGCAUCGGGACAAAUUCAAGUAUUUCCAUACAAGUCAUUUUCUGAAACAUUAAAUCUAGUCAUGGUAACAUUGCUACGUGAUAUUUUACAAAACCAAAAAGACCUACCAGGACCAUUUACAAAGGAUGUACAGGAAUUUGUUAAAUGUUUGUUCCUAAGUGGUCAAACAGAGUUACAGAGUAGGCACCAUGAUGCUUCUGAGAAGGAGGAUAGAGAAACAAACUUUGCUACAGUGAAUAAGUUUAAAGUCAAUGUUAUGGCUAAUUCAGCCUGUGUUGAUCUCUUAGUAUGGGCUAUUGGAGACGAGACAGGAGCGGAUUCACUUUGUGGGCGAUUGACAGAGAAAAUUAAUUCCAAUCAUAAUCAUAAAUUAAUCUUGGCUCAUAUGCCAUUGCUCAUGGUUUGCUUAGAGGGUCUCGGUAAAUUGGCAACAAAAUUCCCAACUAUAGCUAAUACUUCAAUUUAUUGUCUCCGAGAUUUUCUCGUCACUCCAUCUCCCAUACUGUUUAAACUCCACAAGCUAGAACUAGAGAGAUCUGGGAAAGAUCAUAUAAAAGUUUCAGUUCAAACCAAAGAACCCGGAGUAACAGAUACGGGUGCACCCACAAAGUCAACUCCCUUCGAGAAGCUUCGAGAUGCAGCCAUAGAGAAUCUGUGUGUUGCUCUGGAUGCUGCAUUAUCUGUGGAUCCAUAUUGUGUUCCCGCGCUUGUUGGUUCUGUCAGUAAUAGACUGUUUACCGCUGAAACUAGUGAUAGUGAAUCCUCGUUAAUCAGCACAAAUAUUGUCAUUAUGCUGGGCCAUGUUGCCGUUGCGUUAAAAGAUACACCAAAAACUACAGAAACAAUAUUACAAUUCUUCCAACAACGGUUAUGCCGAUCACCGUCUUCCUUGGACACGUUAAUAGUGGACCAGCUCGGGUGUAUGGCCCUUGCGAGUCCCGAAGGUCCAGCACACGAUGAAAUCAUGCGAAUGUUCACCGUUAUCACGGUGGAGGCAGCCAGCGCUUCUUACCAGCAUACUGAUGACAGGAAACAGUACCGACAUGUAUCCGGUGCGGUUUUAAACGCUCUUGCGAAUAUAGCAGCAAAUGUAAGAGGAACAAACGCUCGACAUGAACUAUUGAUACGUCUAUUGGAAUUGUUCGUUCAACUUGGCCUUGGAGGAGAAAGGGCUACGGAUCGUUCUCCAGCGCCGGUUUUAAAAGCGUCAGGAAGUGCGGGAAAUUUGGGUGUGCUUAUUCCAGUUAUAGCGGUUCUAGUCAAACGAUUGCCGCCGAUAAGAAACCCAAAACCUCGAUUGCAUAAACUUUUCAAAGACUUUUGGCUAUACUGCGUAGUAAUGGGAUUUACAGCAGCUGAAUCAGCUAUGCGAAAGCGUCUAUGGCCGCAAGAAUGGUAUGCGGGAGUAAAAGAGAUAGCGGUCAAAUCACCUUACCUUGUCUCUCAAACGUCUUUGCGUUCCGAAAUGCGAACGUAUCAGUACACGUCAGCUGUCAGAAAUGACUCGGUGUCAAUAAAUGAGUUGCAAGAAUUGAAAACGCAGAUUUUGAAUCUGUUAGAUCAUCAACCGGAUGUUACAGUGAUUGUUAAUAAGUUGACGUUUGCGCCGUGUAUGUAUCUACUCAGCGUAUAUUGGCUGGAAUCCUUAAGGGUGUCCAAUUCACCAGAACCAAGUUUACAACCAAUUAUUGAGUAUUUGAGUGAUACAGCACUACAGAAAGAAAAGAGCGGUAUGUGGCAAUGUGUUGCCAGCGUUGGUGAUAAAGUAUUCCAGAAAUUCUUGGACGUAAUGUCGGCAAAGGUUAAAGAUGAAUCUCGAGAAAGAGAAUUGGAGUUGCACGCGCAAUUUUUGCUAGUCAAUUUCAAUCACAUACAUAAACAAAUAAGGAGAGUCGCUGAUAAAUGGUUGGCUGGACUUGUUGAUAGAUUUCCACAUCUAUUAUGGAAUUGUCGGGUACUUUGGUCGAUGUUAGAUAUAUUACAAGUACUGAGCUUCAGUUUGGACCUGGAUGAGAAUCAAGAGACGCCGCUACUUAAAGUACCCGAUACUGACUUCACUUUGCAACUUCAAGAUACGCUGGAAGGGAGAGAGAGUAUCGUAAAAGACUUCGCGGACAGAUGUCACGGGAUCGUACAAGAGGCUAUGAAAUGGGCGCCGCAGUCCACGAGGUCACAUUUGCAGGAAUAUUUGAAUCAGGUUCCCAAUUCGACCCUCUGGCAUCACUGCGGACUAGCCCUAGCAAUAAAUGCUUUACUAGGCGCAGCCGGUCUAAAUAGAAUGUCAGCCCCCCUACCACGAGCGGCGUUAGACAAACGACCGCCCUGUGUCACGCAGGAUUCGGCAGCAUUACUCGCUGUUGUGUCGCAACGGAGCCGCUAUGUUGGAGAGGUUGCGGGUUCAGUGUCAGCGGAAGGCGGUGGGGAAGCGGCCUUAUGGCGCGUUGGGAGUCGAUUACUCACAACAUUGAAGGAAGCCUGUUCUAGUGGCAGUGAAACAGCCCACAGGAUCGCUCUGUGGCGCUGCACGGCCCUUCUAGUACACGCAACGACGUUCUCUACGGGCGCUAGUUCUGCGUCUUCGACGGCCCGUGCUUUAUUGCAUAGUGUUGCCUGGUCACAAGUGGACAUCUUCACGGAAGAUGCAGUGACGUCAGCAGUGGAGUGUUGGCAAUGGCUGACCACGUCCAGACCGGAUUUAGAGUUGAGGCUUAUGCAGGAAAUAUUCGCGGCUUGGCAAAGCACCGUUGAUAGAAAAAUGGGUCUCUUUUCGAAGCAAGUUACGGAGAUCAGUCCACUUGCAGCCUAUGAAGGUGCCAAAUUAGAACCACGUCCACCAUUCGUAGCUCCGCAUGCAGUGUGGGUGCGGUACUUAUGUGAAGUGGCAGAAACGGCUAAAUACAACAGUCUGGAAAAAGUGGAGAUGCUGGCCAGUCUUUUGCAUAGAACUCUACCAAUUACAGUGGGUGAUGUACGAGAUCACAUAAAUAGACAUGUCGAUGCCGUUGGAGUCCGAUUCAAACUUCUAUCUUGCGGUCUGUCUCUACUGCAAGGUGAUAUUCUGCCUCGAUCUCUUGCCCGGAAUAUCCUAAGGGAAAGAGUUUAUAGCGCAUGCCUCGACUACUUUUGUCGAGGCCUCCAAUGCCCUUCGAAAGGUUCCAGGGAGUUAAGAGAAGACAUAAUUUCUCUUAUUAAAUUCUGGCAACUGAUGCAUUCCGACAAGAAAUACUUGAAGAGCAGUGAUAUUGGAGCUGACUUUGAACUUAUGCAUGGACCGAGCAACCAGAGCCUCUAUACAUCAAAUUCGCCCACAGACAACAGAUCUUCAGUGAACAGUAGUGAUAUUGGAAAUCGACAAACCACAGGCUGGAUAAACACUGUUCCGAUGUCGACAACGACAUUGAGUAGUGGUGCGGGCAGCAUCGCUGGAAAAAGGUCCAAUAGAAGUGUAAAGCCGCCAGCGAAGUCACAAGAUCCCUUCGUGAAAGAUUAUGUUCGAAAACGGAACCUUAUCCUGGAGUUAAUGGCAGUAGAAAUCGAGUUCCUAGUGACAUGGCAUAAUCCUCACAGUCGACCCGAGCAAGCGAUUCCGGGUGAGGAUAAUAUAACAACGUGGAGAUCUAAGCCCAAUACAGAACGGACGUGGCGGGAUUACACGAAAUUGGCUUGGGAAAUUAGUCCAACUUUGGCUGUGUUCUUACCUGAAAGGUUGAAAAACGACAGUAUAGUCUCAGAGAUAAAGCGUAAAGUCCAGUCACAUCCAACGUCGGUGUGCCACGUGCCUCAAGCUCUUAAAUAUCUCGUCACUACUGAAACUCUACUCAAUGAUGCGCAUGAGCUCGUACAUAUGGUGACCUGGGCGCGAGUAAGUCCUGUUGAGGCUCUAUCAUACUUCAGCCGUCAAUAUCCACCUCAUCCGUUAUCUGCUCAGGCGGCCGUGUCCACACUUACGUCCUACCCGUCUUCGGCAGUACUGCUGUAUAUACCUCAGUUAGUACAGGCAUUACGUCAUGAUACUAUGGGUUAUGUGUCGGAACUAAUAAAAUCAUUGGCAAAGAAAUCUCAAGUUGUCGCUCAUCAACUUAUAUGGAACAUGCACACGAAUAUGUACACUGAUGAAGAAAUGCAUAAUAAAGACACCGCAUUGUACGACAUAUUAGAAGCGUUAACCAAGAGCAUAGUGGAUGGUCUCUCUGGACCGGCUAAAGCAUUCCAUGAAAGGGAGUUUGAUUUCUUUAGUCAAAUAACAAAUAUUAGUGGAAUCAUACGACCUUAUCCAAAAGGAGCGGAGAGAAAAGCGGCGUGUUUGGAGGCCCUUAAGAAUGUUAAGGUUCAACCCGGAUGUUAUCUGCCAUCAAACCCCGACUCUAUGGUCAUUGACAUAGACUAUAAAAGCGGUACCCCUAUGCAAAGUGCGGCUAAAGCUCCGUACUUAGCGCGGUUCAGAGUAAGAAAGUAUGGAAUAUCCGAGAUGGAAACUGUUGCUAUGGCCAUCGCCUCUGGGGAGGAACCACCCACUGAGGAAGGCAAAGACAGGUACACAUCAAUAGCUCAGGAGACGUGGCAAGCGGCUAUAUUCAAAGUGGGCGACGAUGUACGACAAGACAUGCUCGCACUGCAAGUUAUAUCUCUAUUCAAGAAUAUCUUCCAACAAGUGGGGAUAAAUCUCUAUCUGUUUCCUUAUAAAGUUGUUGCCACUGCGCCUGGGUGUGGUGUGAUUGAAUGUGUGCCAAAUGCAAGAUCCAGAGAUCAAUUAGGUAGACAGACAGACAUCGGAAUGUAUGAAUACUUUAUUGCAACAUACGGCGAUGAGACUACUAGAGAAUUUCAGGCGGCACGGCGUUGCUUUGUGACUUCAAUGGCGGCGUACAGCGUGAUAGGAUUUCUCUUGCAGAUCAAAGAUCGACACAACGGUAAUAUCAUGUUGGACACCGACGGUCAUAUUAUACAUAUCGAUUUCGGCUUCAUGUUUGAAUCAUCACCGGGUGGAAAUCUAGGCUUUGAGCCAGAUAUUAAAUUGACAGAUGAAAUGGUUAUGGUGAUGGGUGGGAAAAUGGAAGCACCUGCCUUCCGGUGGUUCUGCGAGCUUUGUGUUCAAGCGUUCCUUGCUGUUAGACCAUACCAAGAAGCAAUAAUAUCUAUGGUAUCGCUAAUGCUAGAUACAGGGUUACCAUGCUUCAGAGGUCAAACUAUUCGCCAACUACGAUCACGCUUUGCGCCAAAUUCUACAGAGAAAGAGGCGGCCGCAUACAUGCAAUCAGUUAUAAGAAACUCCUUCCUUAACUUCAGGACGCGAACAUACGACAUGAUUCAGUAUUACCAAAACCAAAUUCCUUAUUAAAUUCAUAUGGGUUUCUACAUUGCUGUAUGGUACUAGUACUUAUAAAAGGCCACAAAAGAAAUACCUCUGACUGAAUGAAUGUAAACCGCUCUUAUAGUGUAUAUAAGAAUAUUUGGAAUAUCGUCAAACAAAUCAGAAGUAUUUUCGAAAAGUCCUAUUAUCUGUGAACUGGUUUUUUUAUGUUAGUCUGUGCUAAUAGAAAACCAACGUGAUAUUUAAAUUCGCAGCAGUGCUAAAUUACCUUUUUUGUUGAUAUACAUAAUAUCAAUACGAAAAGUUACAUUUGACUCUUUCAAAAAUGUAUGAAUUAGGGCGCAUAACAGACGCGCGGUUUCCGCUUUCCGUACAGACGAUUCGACCAGAGAUUAACAAAAAAAAUAAUUUGGCUAUGGAUUGGUCAGACCCACGCCAAUUAAUAAUUUACAGCCUCUUUAACGAAUACUUAAGUUAAAAGGAUUUAUGGAAAUAAUAGGUUUUGGUGACACUUACGUAAGCUAUGACUGUUCUACCAAGUCCUGUAUAACUACUCUAGCCAUAAGUUCUGUUAGAAUAGUUUCAGGACAUGUAUUACAAUAACUCGAUAUAUUGGACAUGCAAUAAGCUUAGUGUCGUCCUAUUUUAUAUUUUUUUGAGAACAUGCAGUUGGUACAAACCUUUCAGAGUAUCUUGAAUAUGUCCAGGUUGAGCAAGGUAAUCCACAUCCAUUAUAUUUACGUUAACAACCUACUUAAUACUUAAAUUUGUAAAGUAAGGGGGAAAAGUUUGAGAAAAAGUUAAAUGGCAACAAUAUUUAUGGCUAGACUAGGUAUAUUCAUAUUAAUAUAUUAAGAUCAAUCUUCAAUACUGUAAUGUUUUAUCGACAGUCUCGACAGGUCGUAAAACUUUUACAUUUCAAUAUGGAAUAUGAAUAAUUCUGAAAAUAGAUAAUGUCAUACCAAAAUCGUUUGCAAAUUUCUGUAAAAUUAAAAGUAACUGAUUUCAACUGAAAGAUCGUAUAGAAUACCUAAUUUCAACGACUAUCUGAUUAAAGAUAAGUUACACAGACAUAAUUUUGACAUUGGCAAUGCAGAAUAUGUCUCCUUUAUCAUUCCAAUAUUACAACAAAAUAGUAUUAAAGUUAAUUUUUAUUAGCAAACUUACUUAAGAGACUUAAUUCGAAAAUCAUGGGCUUCAAUUUAAUUAUUUUUAAGUUUACGGCAUAUAUUCUGGGUGUAGUCUAGUUUUCAAUCUAAUCAUUUGGAACUUUCGCCUCGCUGUUUAAAUUUUAUAAAGUAUGCAAGUUAAAACUAUAGAAACUGUUUUCUAUUUGAUUCAUUAUAUUCAAGAUGAUUGUAAUGUUUACAAAAUUGUAUGUACUUACGCAAAUGUUAUUAAACUAUGUUGGGUUCAUAAUAGAUAAGGGUGAUAGUAUUUCAUAUCUUUGUCUUGACGCAAAGCAUAGCUUUUUAUGUUAAAGUUAAAAAAUAUUACUUUUUGCCUUUACAAAAAUACUUAGUUAUUGGCUGCGGAUAAUUUUCUCGCUAAGAAUUCUUAAAAUAUGUAGCCUUAAUAGAAAACAUAGCUUGGUUCAGUGGUUUAUUCAUACUGAUUGCUAUCGAAGAUAAUAUAUGGUAAUGAUAUAAUUUAAGAUGUGAAAUGUAUGCUUAUAUAGGUUUGACAGCUAAACUUUUGUGUCGAUUUUGACAAAAUUUUAGCAUUUCCAGAAAAAAGAUAAUUUUAUAAGGAAGGCUAAGGGCGCCACUUAUUUGUAGAUACAUUAUUUAUAGUUCCAAUUGUUGAUCAUGUUGAUAUUCUAUUAAAUUAUAAGAAUUACUAACUAGUAAAAUAUGUAAUAUUGAUUCCUAAGUCGUUUAUCUUGUCUUUUAGAUUCUAUUGUGGGCAACCCUGUUACGUUUCUUAAUUUGAUGUUUCGUGAUUGAAACAAAGUGUUUGUUGUUACCAUAUAACUAUUUAAGUGAUUUAUUGUCAUUGGUAUAAUUAAAUGUGUAACAGGGUUGCCGCUGUGUAUACCAAUAUUAAUGUUUCGGACAUUCCUCAUAUAAAUGUUUAGUAAAUUGUUGUUGGUAUUAAAUUAUAUAUGGUAAAGGA
Messenger RNA from Pieris napi, 8553 nucleotides. RefSeq names its product phosphatidylinositol 4-kinase alpha (gene Pi4KIIIalpha). Gene Ontology annotation, molecular function: 1-phosphatidylinositol 4-kinase activity. Gene Ontology annotation, biological process: phosphatidylinositol-mediated signaling; phosphatidylinositol phosphate biosynthetic process. The coding region runs from base 130 to 6465 and encodes 2111 amino acids. Lineage: Eukaryota; Metazoa; Arthropoda; Insecta; Lepidoptera; Pieridae. Gene Ontology annotation, cellular component: plasma membrane; cytoplasm. The record is from RefSeq and is a predicted model, not a curated record. The transcript is spliced from 38 exons.